GUUAUUCUCCCAUUUCAAAAAAAGAACAAGCUACGAUGCUGUUUUAAAAUGUUUGUAGGUAAUUAGGCGUCCAAGCGGCCAGUAACAGAAAAUAAACGCCUACAUGUGUAAUACAAAAUGAGUCAUUUUGUAAUUGAAAAAUAGCACUUCUGAAGAGCAGAGUACUUACUUUUCUUUUCUGAUACUAAAAACCGAUCAAGAGAGAGAGCAAAGUUUAUUUCUGUGAGGCAGGGAGCUGAUGUAGGCUUGCUUUUUGCUUUUCAGUGCCAAAUAUUAUGUUUUGAAGCCAUAGCUCCAAACAGGCAUAAAAGCUCAGCUGUUUACAUUUCGGUCGAGUACUGUCGAGUCUUAUAGCCCCGAUCCCAUUGAUUGGAUUGCAUGGCUGACACAUCACAGUCUCAUCUCGGUCUUGCCAUGCCGAUUGUAAUUCAUUAACGACCACACUGUGCACUGGACAUGUAAACAAAGAGGCUGAACGAUUGGACUUUGUCAUCACAUAAGAAUAAUAGUUUAAAAAAUGUACAUUUCCGAGCGAAGAAAAUGCGUUAAGCAUUCUUUUAUCACUAAGAUUCAUUUUAUAUUGACAAUCACGUGGAUUUUAAAUUCAUUAAAUGUUAUAACAGCAGCACCCAAUUUGACAAGACACAAUACAAGCAGACCAAAUAUUUCAGAGCAUAAAAUUAAUGUCACAGCGGAAAGUGGACUCUUUGGUUGGGAAGAUUACAGUGUAUUAGCCGCUAUGCUGAUCAUUUCUUGUGCCAUCGGUAUCUUCUACGGAUAUUGUGGAGAAAAGCAAACGACCGGUGAUGAUUUUCUACUUGGUGGAUCGUCUAUGGGAACUUUUCCCACAGCCCUGAGUCUUGCUGCGAGUUUCAUUACAGCAAUAGAACUGCUUGGCAAUCCUGCUGAAAUGUACAUGGCGGGAGCGCAAUUUUGGAUGAUUUGUGUGGCUUUUAUAUUGGUAGUACCGAUCGCUAGCAAAUUGUACCUUCCCGUUUUCAUGAGACUGCGGCUGACCUCAUGCUACGAAUAUUUGGAGAUAAGAUUCUGCAAGGCUAUCCGGGUGUACGCUAGCGCUCUCUACAUGUUGCAAAUGAUUCUCUACACAUCGGUUGCUGUGUAUGCGCCUGCGCUGGCAUUGUCAGACGUGACCGGCUUAAACACGUACUUAGCGGUAUCAUUGGUCUACGUUGUGUGCAUUUUUUAUGCUUCGCAAGGUGGCAUGAAAGCUGUAAUAAUGACGGACACCUUCCAAUCAGCAGUUCUGAUUGGCUCCUUAGCAGCGGUACUAGCACUGGGUGCCGCGGAGGUCGGAGGACUGGACGCGGUGUGGGACCAUGCACGGCGUACAAACCGACUACAAUUCUUUGACAUGGACCCAGAUCCGACAGUGCGGCAUUCAUUUUGGUCCGUGGUGGUGGGUGGAACAAUGUAUUGGACCAGUAUGUUUUGCGCCAACCAGGCCUCCGUCCAGAAAUACCUCUCAGUGGAGAGGAUAAGCCAAGCAGGAAUAACUAACGGAUCCGACCGUCUUCUCCCUCUAUACGUGAUGCGGGAGCUUGGCGUUUCCAAAGGUGUUCCAGGCUUCUUCGUAGCAGGCAUAUUUGCUGCCAGUCUUGGAACUGUAGCCUCAGCUUUAAAUUCGUUAGCUGCAGUGGCAUGUCAAGAUUUGGCGACUGGACUUCUUGGUUUAACUCUACCGGAGGAUAAAGGAGCUUUAAUAGCUCGGUGGGUGUGUUUCGCCUGCGGUGCCGUGUCGUUCGCGCUGGUGUUUGCGGUGGAGCGACUCGGACCGGUGCUGCAGCUCGCGUUGUCAUUCAACGGCAUGGCGGGCGGAGUGUCGCUGGGCCUCUUCUCGCUAGGCAUGCUGUUCCCGUGGGCUAAUGCUAAGGGUGCUGUGGUAGGCGGCGUGUUUGGCCUCCUUUUAGUAACACGUCACGACGAAGCGGUGUUCUGGUUGUUCCGCGUGUCUUACCUGUGGUACUCAGGUAUAGGGUGCUCCGCGACCGUGAUCGUGGGCCUGCUGGUGUCGGCGGCGACCGGCUUCACGCACCCGGUGCGAGUGCCCAUCGACCUCCUGUCACCGCCCGUCGUUAGCUUACUCAACUCCCUGCCGUAUAAAAUUAAGAAGGCACUCCGCGUGUCAGCACGACUAGGAUCGGAGAGGCGGCGAAGCUCGAGUGUGCGACCGCCCGGGCAGGCAGACGACAAGGACACGCGCCGGCGCCGCCGCCUCUCCGAGAUGGCCGGCGGUGUGUUCUACAGCGACCUGGCGCAGUCGCUGGACUACCACCACGACAACCCUGCGUUACGGCUCUCGGAGAAACCGAGGCCCGACGAAUCCAACCACAACACCAAUCUGAAACCCGAAUCCACCUCCAAUGGUGACACUUCGCAAUUUUAGAUCGUUGAUGCGCAACGUGUAUCUGAAUUCAAAGGCCUAUGCAUUGCGAUUAGAUUAAGCAUUCUAUGAAUUUCAAACCUUAAAAUGGCAAUGCUUCGUUGCUACAAAAAUCUAAACUAACAUUUGAAAUCACCGACAUCUUGGACACGAGCCGGCGUCGCCGUCUCUCCGAGAUGGCCGGCGCGGCGGUGUUUUCUACAGCGACCUGGCGCACUCGCUGGACUACCACCACGACAACCCCGCGCUACGCCUCUCGGAGAAACCGCCACCCGACGAAUACAACCACAACAUCAGUCUCAAACUCGAAUCCACCUUUAAUGGUAACACUUCGCAAUUUUAGAUCGGUCAUGCGCGACGUGUAUCUGAAUUCAAAGGCCUAUGCAUUCAUAUUAGAUUAAACAUUCUAUGAAUUUCAAACCAUUAAAUGGCAAUGCUUCGUUGCUACAAAAAUCCAAACUAAUAUUUGAAAUCACCGACAUCAACCCCGCGCUACGCCUCUCGGAGAAACCGCCGUCCUACAACAACAUCCGUCAAACUCGAGUCCUCCUCCAACGGAGAAACUUUGCAAUGUAACAAUGUUAGAUCGUUGAUGCGCAUACGAAUUGAAAUGCCUACAAAUUUUGAGAUUAGAUUAUCCUUCUAGACUUUCAAACAUAAAAAUGGCAAUGUUUUGGUACUACAAAAUUCUAAGCUAGCACUUACCUAUUACGUAUCCAAACCAAAAUCGAUGCCAUAAUGAAAUAGUUUUCUUUGAGACAUAAGACACAUCUUCUUCCUCUCUUCGUAUGGUAAUUGUAGUUUAAGAGAUUUUAGAGGUAAGAAGUAUGUAAGAAAAUAAUUUAUUUUUUAUAAUAGGUAGUGAGUGAGAUCAUAAUAAAAUUUAAUUUUUAGUUUAAAAUUUAAAAGUAUUGGAUUCGUAUUUCUUUCUUUGUUCACCUUAAUAUAGAAAACCAAUUGAAAUACAAUGUCGUAUGACAUCACGUUUUG
Chilo suppressalis (striped riceborer) is the source of this 3391-nucleotide messenger RNA. The record is from the annotation of a GenBank genome assembly. NCBI's taxonomy places the organism in Eukaryota, Metazoa, Arthropoda, Insecta, Lepidoptera, Crambidae.